AUGGAUUCUUCACCUUCUUUCAAGAAGCUCCUCGUCCGCUCUUUGCUCCUGCUGGGGCCGUCGCUCGUUGCGGCUCAAGGGGGGAACCUGGCAUCGUGCCUCGACAGCGCCGGAGUGCCUUACAUCCUUGACAGCGCUCCUAACUGGGCCAACGAGACCUCGCCGUGGCAACUCCGUCUCAAGGAUGAUGUGAGCCCUGCGGCAUUGGCCUACCCGACCGACACGGACCAUAUCGCCGCGUGUUUGGCCUGUGCCGAAGAGACCAAGACCAAGGUGUCGGUCCUCUCCGGUGGACACUCGUUUGUCGCCUACGGAUUCGGCGAUCCAGGAAACCUGGUUAUCAACAUGGCGGCCUUCAACACCUGCUCCUACGACGCAGCGUCGGAGACCUACACCAUGGGCGGAGGAACCCGCGUCGGUCCUGCCGUGAAGCAGCUGUGGGAAGAAAACCAGAGACAUUUCGCGCACGUCCGUCACGGCCGAGUCGGUGUGGUCGGGGCCUCCAUCGGUGGUGGUUUUGGGACCACCUCCCGAUUCCUGGGGACGCCCAUGGACAACAUCGCCGGGGCCGAGAUCAUGCUGGCCAACGGCACCAUCGUCGAUGCUAAGCCUGGAUCUGACCUGCUCUGGGCCAUCAGCGGAGCGGGCUCAUCGUUCGGGGUCAUCAUCUCGCUCACAACCAAGACCUGGCAGCCUGCCCACGCGAACAUUACCACCUUCACCAUCACGCUCUCCCCCGAACAGGGGCCCGAUGGCGCGGCCUCGGCGGUCAUUGCCGCGCAAGAGAUGGCUCUGGCGGGUGAGAUUCCGGACGAGUUGGCCUUGCGAUUUCAAUUCAGCAAAAAACCAGGCUACAACACGCUUGGAUACUACUAUGGCGACCCAAAGGAUUUCGACUCUGUCAUCCAGCCCCUAAUGGACAAGAUGCCCGCCAACACCACCAUCGAGUCGGAAUCCGUCGAAUUCUUCGAGGCUGAAUCCACCAUCGCCGUCGGCGCCAAGCUCCCCCAGGGCGGUACCUCCCCCCCGCGUACAUUCUACAUCCAGUCCCUCACCACGACGGCCGACCACCCGCUAAGCCUCGAAACCGUCACGCUCGCCUUCCAGCGCGCAACCGUCGACUUCGACCGCCCCGACCUGAAGUCCUCGGGCUUCUUCGACAUCUACGGCGGCUUCUCCAAGAACGUCAAGGAUAGCGAUCACGCGCAUGCCAUCGGCAACGUUCUCUGGUUCAUCCGAAUGGACACCAACACCAUGAAGAACGAUGACCCCUGGCCCGUCGACGGCACCAGCUACGGCAAGAGUAUCCUCCUUCCCUUUGAGGAAGCCCUCACGGCCGCCAACCAGCCCCUGCGCGGCUUUGCCAACUACCGCGACAGCGAGCUGACCGAGGAUCAGUGGUCAUCCCGCCUGUACGGCGAGAACUACGGCCGCCUCAAGGAGAUCAAGGCCGCCUACGACCCGACUGGCAUGUUUACCAACAACAAGCAGUCCAUCGCGUGA
This is a messenger RNA of Drepanopeziza brunnea f. sp. 'multigermtubi' MB_m1, 1503 nucleotides long. The record is from RefSeq and is a predicted model, not a curated record. NCBI's taxonomy places the organism in Eukaryota, Fungi, Ascomycota, Leotiomycetes, Helotiales, Drepanopezizaceae.